GAAGGAGCGUUGAUAAAGGAGGAGUCCACGGAAUGUAACACGUCCUCCCUCUCCACAAGAGAGCUGUGUACCCUGCUAGAUUUUUAAAUAGCUUCCCUUCAUUCCCUUUAACGUCUAAUUCCUAAAAGCUCGCUCUCUCUCUCCCUCCCUCCCUCCUUGGAUCAGGCAGCAACCUAGAAAUGGGAGGCGCACUAAGGAAACAAUUGAGGUCAAAACCAUGUGAAGACCCAGCCGAGCUAAAGCAGAUUAUUGUUCAUUUGGAAGCACAGAUCCAACAGUUGAAGAAAGAAAAGAAGAGAGAAGAACGAGCUCACAGGAAAGAGUUAUUGAGGAAACAAGCAGAGUGGAACCAGGAGAAGAAGUUUUUGGAAGAGGAGAUAAACGCCCUCGCCAGCUGCUGCGAGCAGCAAAGCAAAAGCGAGGGGCUGCAGCUGCUGGAACUGACGGAGUGCGAAUGGUCCCAAAUCUUGGUCGAGCAGAUAAAGGAGCAGAAGCAACGGGAGGAGGCGGUCGAGAAAUGGAAGCGCCUGUACCUCGCAAUCAAGAACGAACUUGACCAUCUCAUUCAGGCCACAACAAUUCUCUCCUCUGCGCAUCAAGGAGAGGAAAGGCUCGUACUAGAGUGGAUGAAGGAAGAGAUGAAGGCAAAAGAGGAUCUCAACGAAGGGCUAAAGGCGAAGGUUGUAGAGAUGGAGAAGGCAAGUGCAAAACGAGAAAGGGAGGUAGACAUUCUCAGACAGAGCAUCCGGAUUAUGAACACCAACCCUGCCAAACGGCAGUCCACUAGAACUAAUAUGUCGAGAAGUCUGCAAAUGUAAGAUUCCCAAGCUAAGUAGUUCAAAGGAGCUGUUGUAAAACCAUCAUAAUGGUUUAUUUACGACAUCAAAUAGACGGAAAAUAUUUAUUUAUUACA
Molecule: messenger RNA, 913 nt
Organism: Nymphaea colorata (pocket water lily)
Lineage: Eukaryota; Viridiplantae; Streptophyta; Magnoliopsida; Nymphaeales; Nymphaeaceae
Exons: 2
Coding region: 180-818 (212 amino acids)
Source: RefSeq, a predicted model, not a curated record